Messenger RNA from Scheffersomyces amazonensis, 1398 nucleotides. RefSeq lists its product as uncharacterized. Bases 321 to 1208 code for a protein of 295 amino acids. NCBI's taxonomy places the organism in Eukaryota, Fungi, Ascomycota, Pichiomycetes, Serinales, Debaryomycetaceae. The record is from RefSeq and is a predicted model, not a curated record. The transcript has a single exon.
GGUGAGCUGAUUUCUUUGUGUAUUGUGAAAUCUUCAAGUCUGAAUUUAAAACUUCACCAACAAUUUAUAUAAACAAGAGUAAGUACAUAUCUUUAGAGGGUGUUACUAUACCGAUUGAUUGUAUAAAAUACAGACAUUGUUUAUUGUUAAAGCAUAGUACCUUGCAUUUCAAUUACUUCGCAUCGCUAAUCUCUCUUAGCAACUACAAUCUUUUGCGCUGCGCGAUAGAAAAAGGGGGGCCAGCAUACAUAAAAAUAUUUGUAAAGAAACAAUUAAAGAUUGAACUUGUUUUGUUUCAUUCAAUUAUUUAUCAGUAUAUUAUGUCUGAGCCUUUGAAAUCCUCAAUUGAAGGGGAGAGAGCUAAAGAAGGAGUAGGUUUAGGAGCUACAACUAUAACACAGGCUUCUAGUGUUUCGUCUGUCUCUUCAGUUUCUACGCUACGCAAUUUACCUAAAACAACAGUGAUAAUCAAUAAUUUACAUAAGAAUGAUUUUAUAAUAGAUGAAUCGUCUAAUAAUUUCUAUGUUAAAAGUAAUAAGUCCUUAUCACUAGUUGAUCAGAUAAAACUAUCAAUUUUAAACUUAGGGGAUGAAGAUGGAGAAUCUAACGAUGCAAAUGAUUAUUUCAUAAAUCAUAUUGAACAUUGGUCAAGUAUGCCAUUCUUAAGUAGAAUAAUAAUUAUCUUGAAGGAUGAAAUUUCUGCUUUAAAGAUCUAUAAUUAUCUUCACAAGAAUUUAUCAAAGGAGUAUCCCUAUAUAAAGGUAUCAUUGCAGGAGAAUCUUUUAUCAAGAUCCAAGUCUUCUGAUUCAUUAACUCAUGGGAAUAAGGAAAGUAUGAAUCUUUCAGAAGAUCUUCUGAAAUUCAGAUCAUUUCAUAACUCUCCUAAUGAUUCAUUGAAUAAUUAUGAAGAACCGAAACCGUAUCAAUUUCAUGUCGUACAAGACUUAUCGAAGUUGGGUAUAGAUGUUAGUCAAUAUAAUAAUGAAGAGCAAUUGAAAGAAUUGAGUGAUUCUGAAACUCAUGUCAAUUUUCGUCCUCAACUCACAAGAAGUCCAUCAUCUACCAAAACUUUAUUCAAACCAACUCCUAUUCAGACGACAAAUUUGGAUUAUACAGAAGAUGAUGAUGAUAAUCACGAUUCUCUAGCUCCCAAGGGAAAGAGAAAAAGUACUCUAAGUCCCACAAUUACCUUAGAUGAACCAUCGUAAAUAAUUUAUUUAUUUAUUUAUGUAUUUAUUUAUUCUUAUUCAAGUACAUUUAAAUUCUUAGCUAUAACUAUAUACUUGAUCAAUUCUUAUAAUUAUGAUUAUGAUGAUAACUUGUCAAUAUUAAAUCUCUGAAUUGCAGCCGAAUUUGGUGGACGGCCUGCAUACAAAAACGGUACUGUGUAAUGCACGA